AUGGGCUCGUACCCGAGGACACCCAGGGGGAAACGCUUCCUCGUGGUCGUCACCGACCUCUUCACGCGAUGGGUGGAGGCAUUUCCGGUGUCUAACGUCUGGGCUCGGACGAUCACCAACCUGUUGGAGGGAGAGGUCUACUCCCUUUACGGCUUCCCGAAGGUCCUCCUGAUGGACAAUGGAAGUCAGUUCAUGGGCAAACAAUGGCGGGCGGACUGUCGUCGUUGGGGCAUCGCCCACCACACUACACCCACGUACCAUCCCAGCGCCAACCCUACAGAAAGGAGGAAUCAGGACAUCAAGGCCCAGCUCCGGCUACGCCUGGGGGAUGACCACACAAAAUGGGACGUUCACUUACCAAAGAUUUUGUAUUGCCUGAGGUGGCGCGUCAACGCCGUUACCGGCCACUCUCCCGCGGAGCUCGUGCAGGGGGAAAAUCUGGCACUCCCGGGGGAGUGCCGAAUAGCCAACACAGCCACCGAGGACUGGUGGGGGGAGGAGUUGCGGCCCCAAAUCGAGGCCAUGCGAGAGGAGGCGAAGGAGAGACAGGCCCAGUUCCUCGCCCACAAAACGCCCACCACCACACACACCCCUGUCCCCCUCACACCCGGACAGUGGGUCUACGUCCGCCAACACCACCUCUCGGUGGGGGCAAAGAACUUCUGCGCCGGGCUGGCCCCGAAGUGGUCCCCGCCGCGGCAGAUACUGUGGAAGACGGGGCCGUCCACCUACGCCGUGCGCACCCCGAGCGGGCGCCCAGCCAAGAUACAUCGGGACGAUUUAAGGCUAGUAACUACCCUCCCAGACGCACCAAACCCCCAUGACCCCGGACUCAGCGGGAACACGACCCGGGGCGCGGGGAACUCGUCGCGAGUUCAAAUUUUCUGA
This is a messenger RNA of Bacillus rossius redtenbacheri, 888 nucleotides long. RefSeq lists its product as uncharacterized. Gene Ontology annotation, biological process: DNA integration. Bases 1 to 888 code for a protein of 295 amino acids. Gene Ontology annotation, molecular function: nucleic acid binding. Lineage: Eukaryota; Metazoa; Arthropoda; Insecta; Phasmatodea; Bacillidae. The transcript has 2 exons. The record is from RefSeq and is a predicted model, not a curated record.